Micromonas commoda is the source of this 2163-nucleotide messenger RNA. RefSeq lists its product with no specific name. Lineage: Eukaryota; Viridiplantae; Chlorophyta; Mamiellophyceae; Mamiellales; Mamiellaceae. The record is from RefSeq and is a predicted model, not a curated record. Bases 1 to 2163 code for a protein of 720 amino acids. The transcript has a single exon.
AUGUUGCCCUUGUCGGUCACGCCGACUUUGGCGCCCGACGAAGCCGACGACACCGCGAUUUGUGCGCGCAAAUCGCUCGCGGGAACCUCGCGGCGCGAAUAUCGACCCGAAACAUCGCCUCCCGCGGCUCAUGACCGCCGGGGUCGCCUCCGCUGCGAUGGACCGGGAACGGGGUGGGGAUCCUGCGGCGGUCGGUCGUCUUCGUCGCGAUUCCAUUCGCGCUGGACGCGCGCGUCGCUCGUCGUCCUGGCGCUCCUGGCGUUGAUCGUCGCGCCGGGGACGCGCUUCGCGGCCGCGACAGGCCCGGAGUCCGAUCUCGCGCCCGUCAGGGGCCUUCGAAGACUGGCGCAAACCACGAGUGGAGGCGGUGUCGAGUUCCGGCAACGCGCCAAGCUGACCGCGGACGACGGCGAUUCGGGUGACCUAUUCGGCGGCAGCGUCUCGAUCGACGGCGACACGAUGGUGAUCGGGGCGUAUAAGGACGACGAUAAGGGAUUAAACAGCGGGUCCGCGUACGUGUUCACGCGCGACACAACCGGCGGCAUCACCUCCGGCUGGACGCAGGUUGCCAAGCUGACCGCGGACGACGGCGCUGCGGGUGACUACUUCGGCCGGAGCGUGUCGAUCGACGGCGACACGGUGGUGAUCGGAGCUUAUUUUGACGACGACGAUGGAUCCAACAGCGGAUCGGCGUACGUGUUCACGCGCGUCACGGCCGGCGAUCUCGCCUCCGGCUGGACGCAGGUUGCCAAGCUGACCGCGGACGACGGCGCGGCGACCGACAACUUCGGCUGGAGCGUGUCGAUCGACGGCGACACGGUGGUGAUCGGGGCUUAUUAUGACGACGACAAGGGAGGCAACAGCGGGUCCGUGUACGUGUUCACGCGCGUCACGGCCGGCAACCUCGCCUCCGGCUGGACGCAGUUUACCAAGCUGACCGCGGCCGACGGCGCUGCGGGUGACUACUUCGGCCGGAGCGUGUCGAUCGACGGCGACACGGUGGUGAUCGGGGCGUAUGGGGACGACGACGAUGGAUCCAACAGCGGAUCGGCGUACGUGUUCACGCGCAACACGGCCGGCGAUCUCGCCUCCGGCUGGACGCAGGUUGCCAAGCUGACCGCGGCCGACGGCGCUGCGGGUGACCAAUUCGGCGGGAGCGUGGCGAUCAACAGCGACACGAUGGUGAUCGGGGCGCGGUAUGACGACGACAAGGCAUCCGACAGCGGGUCUGCGUACGUGUUCACGCGCAACACACCCGGCGACAUCACCUCUGACUGGACGCAGGUUGCCAAGCUGACCGCGGCCGACGGCGCUGCGGGUGACAACUUCGGCCAUAGCGUGUCGAUCGACGGCGACACGGUGGUGAUCGGGGCGUAUACGGACGACGACGAUGGAUCCAACAGCGGGUCCGCGUACGUGUUCACGCGCAACACACCCGGCGACAUCACCUCUGACUGGACGCAGGUUGCCAAGCUGACCGCGGCCGACGGCGCUGCGGGUGACCAAUUCGGCGGGAGCGUGGCGAUCAACAGCGACACGAUGGUGAUCGGGGCGUGGAGGAAAAAAAGCGGGUCCGCGUACGUGUUCUCCAAAUACGUUCCUCCUUGCGACGCGUCAUCACCCCCAGCCAACGGCACCGUCGGCGACUGCACCUCAGAGCUCGCGAGCGGGUCCACGUGCCAGCCCACGUGCGACAAUGGGUAUCUGGUGUCCGGGCCCAGCGUGUGCGAGAACAGCGUCCUGUCGCCCGCGAUCUGCAUCCCUUUUUGCAACGCGUCCACGCCCCCAGCCAACGGCGCCGUGGGCAACUGCACGGACCAGCUGUUGAGCGGCACCGCGUGUCAGCCCGCGUGCGACCCGGGGUAUUUCGUGUCCGGGCCCAGCGUCUGCGAUGACGGCGUCCUCACGCCCGCGGUCUGCGUCAGGUACUGCGACGCAUCCGCGCCGCCCGCCAACGGCGGAGUGGGCGACUGCGUGGAGUACCUGUCGAGCGGUACGACGUGCCAGCCCACGUGCGACGAGGGAUACAUCGUAUCCGGGAAGACGUCGUGCGACGCCGCGGGCACGCUGACGGCGGCGGACUGCAGGGAGCUCAGCUGCUGCGAGCAAACGUUCGCUAAGUUCGGGUUUGGAGUGGCGUACAGCUACGGCGACGAGCUGUGA